AUGAGGUUCUCCGUCAGUGAGAUGGUCCCGACAGCAUCGAAGACGGUAUUAUCGAGGACCCUUCGCGGUGCGAGUUCCAACCGGGUGUCUCCGAUGCUCAGGCCGCAAGAGGUAUCCACAGAUGAUUGUCCGAGUCCCAUUCAGUUCGAGACGGUGCUGCGGAUUUAUAGUCCUCUCCGCGAUCAGGAUGGACGGAUGAUCUUUUCUGGUAUGCAGCCCGGCAGUGAAGUUAAAGCGGCGCAGGAACUAUACCGCGAAUGUUUCCAAAAUGUAAUCUACACCCCAGACUGGAACACCAUCUACUUCACCAUCCACGACGCGCUCCUCGCAGAUCUACAAAUCCCAUCAGUGAUCUAA
Aspergillus tanneri is the source of this 357-nucleotide messenger RNA. RefSeq lists its product as uncharacterized. The record is from RefSeq and is a predicted model, not a curated record. The transcript is spliced from 2 exons. The coding region runs from base 1 to 357 and encodes 118 amino acids. NCBI's taxonomy places the organism in Eukaryota, Fungi, Ascomycota, Eurotiomycetes, Eurotiales, Aspergillaceae.